This is a messenger RNA of Salvia splendens (bonfire salvia), 998 nucleotides long. RefSeq lists its product as uncharacterized. Gene Ontology annotation, biological process: female meiotic nuclear division; male meiotic nuclear division. The coding region runs from base 7 to 702 and encodes 231 amino acids. The record is from RefSeq and is a predicted model, not a curated record. The transcript has 5 exons. Lineage: Eukaryota; Viridiplantae; Streptophyta; Magnoliopsida; Lamiales; Lamiaceae.
GAUAGAAUGAUGGAGGAACUUGAGUCCAUAGCUUUCAGUGGUAAUGUGCAGAGGUCAUCCAUAGCUCAUAAUCUUGGAGUUUUCAACGCAGACAUGUCUCAAUACAUGGAGAGAAGCCUACAAUUCGAUCAAUCCUCAUUUAUUGACGAUGAAUGCCAUCGCUUCUCCACCGGAUACCUCCAAGAUGUCCUCUUUCAAUUCACCUCCAAACGAAGAAGGAUCAUCGACACUUCUAUCAAGAACUGCUGGACGUCAAAUCUGAUCCAAAAUUUCAAUCAAAUGACCGAAUUCGACACCAUUUCCGAAUUGAAAAGCCCUGAAGAUGGUGCUGUUUCGGAAACCUAUGAUUCGUCUUCUCAGAAAGAAUCACCUGAGAAAGAAAACCUAUAUUGCAUAGACCCCAAUAUUUUUGCUUCUGGUGGUAGUGGUGAAAAAAGGAAAAAGAGGGCGGUGGCAAAAGUGGUAUACCCAUUUGCUCUAGUGAAGCCGGGGGGAUUCGAAGGGGAUGCAACGCUAAAUGACAUCAACGAGAGAAUCCUAAUGCCCCCGACGCGGCCGGUCCGACACCCUGUGGGUGACUUUGCUUGUCGGCCACUAGUCUCGCCUGACGGACUAGGUCUGUCAGGCAAGGCUGUGGUGGCCUUCACAAGAAUUCAUACACAAGGGAGAGGCACAAUCACUAUAGUUCGGACAAGAGGUUGAUGGGGACAAUAAAUUAAUUUCAUGUACACAUUUUCAUGCAAGAUUUGGAUAUGAUGAGGGUCCAACCUAUGUACUAGUGCGUUUCAAUGGAUGUGCUAGAUAAUGAGAGAGAUUAUUCAAAAGGAUAGAGAAGGGAAAUAGUAUGUGUAGAUAUUAUGCGUACGUAUGUAUGUAGUACAUUUGUUUUUAUUUAAUUUGAAAUCUUAGACUUAAAUUAAAGUUGAAGUGACCGUCAAGCAAGGAAAAUCGCGUUUUUUUUUGUUUUGUUCUUUAUGUACAUUAGUGCUUUGUGGGUA